GCAGCUGCUGUGGGCCCCGGGUUGAGUCAGCCUUAGUCGCGAACUGCUCUUCUCCAGGUCCCUGAAACUUGGCCCAGGGGAGCUGGAGCCUCCUAGGAAAGUGUCCUCCCAUACUGGACUCCUACAGGAAGCUACACGUGCCCAGCUGGGGCACGGCUCCAGCUGAUGCCCCAGAGGGGGCACCCAUCUCAAGAGGGGCUUUGGGCCCUGCCCUCCCUCCCCAUGGAGCAUGGGCCAGAGCCUGAGGCUGAAGGACUGUUGGACCUCAGCUUCCUGACGGAGGAGGAGCAAGCGGCCAUUGCUGAGGUCCUCAAGCGAGAUGCCCACCUGCGCCAGCUGGAGGAGGGGCGGGUCAGCAAGCUCCGGGCCUCGCUGGUGGACCCUGGGCAGCUGAAGAUCCUGACAGGGGACUGGUUCCAGGAAGCACGUUCCCAACGCCACCACCAUGCACACUUCGGUUCUGACCUUGUCCGAGCCUCUAUCCGCAGGAAGAAGAGCUCCAGGGGCACACUUCCUGAGAAGGGGGCUCACGGAGCUUCUCACCUGGGCCCAGGGGACCAGGCUGUGGGCAGCGAUGGGGAGGCUGAGGCUGCUGGGAAAGAGAACGAAGAGGAGCCAGAGCCCAGGCCCCCCAUAGAUGAGGCCCCCCAAGAGAGGCUCCAGGAGACUGAGGGACCUGAUUUCCCACCGCCAUAUGUCCCCCUAAAGGCUUCAGAUCAGGAGGAGGAGCCCCAGGCCCAGGAAGCCCCCGGCCAUGGGGGCGUGCAGGUCUGCGAGGAGAAGGCGGACCAGGAGCUGGAGCCCGCGUCGCGGGUAGAGAAGGAGCCGCUGCCCGCCCCAGACCAGGUAGGCGGGAGCGGCCUGCGGCUGCUCUCAAGACCCGGAGCGGAUUCAGGGCGGGGAGUGCUCCUCCCAGGGCUACGAGCCAUCUGCGACCCCGUGCGGUCGGGGGAGGGGAAGGGAAAGAGGGGGCGCCCCUGCCACUUCUCCCCUCUCCGGACCAAGGCUGCACCCAAGAUCCUGGAGAACGGGGAGGAGGCCCCGGGCUCUGGCCCCGCACUGGACCGCAUGCUCAGCAGCAGCUCCUCGGUGUCCAGCCUGAACUCCUCCACGCUGAGCGGCAGCCUCGUGAGCCUGUCGGGGGAGGCCGAGGCGGUGCCGGUGCGCGGCUCCGUGCACUUCGCGCUGCACUACGAGCCGGGCGCCGCCGAGCUGCGCGUGCACGUGAUCCAGUGCCAGGGCCUGGCCGCCGCGCGGCGCCGCCGCUCCGACCCCUACGUCAAAAGCUACCUCCUCCCGGACAAGCAGAGCAAGCGCAAGACUGCGGUGAAGAAACGGAAUCUGAACCCGGUCUUCAACGAGACUCUGCGGUACUGUGUCCCGCAGGCCGAGCUCCCGGGCCGCGUGCUGAGCCUGUCGGUGUGGCACCGUGAAAGCCUGGGUCGCAACAUCUUUCUGGGUGAAGUCGAAGUGCCCCUGGACACGUGGAAUUGGGACUCGGAGCCCACCUGGCUCCCCCUACAGCCGCGGGUCCCACCCUCUCCCGACGAGCUUUCCAGCCGCGGGCUGCUCUCACUGUCCCUCAAGUAUGUCCCCGCCGGCUCGGAGGGCGCGGGACUGCCCCCGAGCGGGGAGCUGCACUUCUGGGUGAAGGAAGCUCAGGACCUCAUCCCCCUGCGCUCGGGAUCCCUGGACACUUACGUGCAAUGCUCGGUGCUGCCUGAUGACAGCCGGGCCAGUCGCCAGCGUACCAGGGUGGUGCGUCGCAGCCUCAGCCCCGUGUUCAACCACACCAUGGUUUACGACGGCUUUGGGCCUGCUGACCUGCGCCAGGCCUGUGCUGAGCUCUCCCUCUGGGACCACGGGGCCCUGGCCAGCCGCCAGCUGGGGGGCACACGCCUCAGCCUGGGCACCGGCAGCAGCUACGGGCUCGAGGUGCCCUGGAUGGAUUCCACACCUGAGGAGAAGCGGCUGUGGCAGACACUCCUGGAGCAGCCGUGCGAGUGGGUGGAUGGCCGUCUACCCCUCAGAACCAACCUGGCCCCCAGGACGUAGCCCUCCCUGGACCUCCUUCUCAGGAUCUGCCCUUAGCUAAAGUCAGUAGUCUGCUUUGAGGG
Messenger RNA from Microcebus murinus (gray mouse lemur), 2117 nucleotides. The record is from RefSeq and is a predicted model, not a curated record. Lineage: Eukaryota; Metazoa; Chordata; Mammalia; Primates; Cheirogaleidae.